UCGUUAUAUUCACUUAUAUUGAUUUACUCUGAACUCCUUUCUGUCUUUCCCCACAGGUUCUCGGAUCCCACCUCCCCACCUUCUACACACAGAUCUACCGGCCAGUAUAAGGGAAGCCCUGCAAGGUGCCCACACUCCCCUGAGGAUCAUGUUGUAGGAAGCUGCAGUAACAUGGGAGUCCAAUCCAGAACGCACUGGGAUUUACAGUGUUAGGUUUUAGAGUAAACAGGCUUAUUGGGUUUUUAUGUUGUCGUGUCAAAUUUGAAUAAUCUCCAGUAAUUAACAUAUAAUCAAAAAUAUGAAUUAGAAUUCGUUUUUAUUUACAAUAGGGAAAUAUGAAUGCAUUUGGUUUUACAAUCUACUCUACUGUAUAGAUCUUUUGAAUAUAAAACAAUAAUUACAAUCCAAUCAGGUGUCUUUAUUAGAUCUGAUACAAAGGUUUUGUCCAGAUAUCUGAUGUGCAGGUAGUCACACUGGACAGCAGCUUCCAAAGACACUGUGUGCUGCUCAGCGCUUGAAUGAAGUGGUACCUGCUGAAAUCCUGUAGUGGUUGAGUUUGUGUGAGGAAGGUCACUGAGUGAGAACUAAGACCUAACUGAUCUGCUGGAAGACCGGAGAUCAAAUCUCCUGAGCGUUGCAUCUAAACAGGCCACUUGAUAAAAGGACUGAUUUAUUGAUCUUGACGUGUCUUUUAAAGAAUUAGCCUCCAAUAUCUCUGCUCUCCUCUUCAGCUCUGAUGUGGUUUGUGUCUGUAUUUCAGUCAUGCAGCUACACAGAAAAGGUCACUGUGUUCUGAUCGUACUGAUCACUGUGUUCACUGCUGGGUCUUUAUCAGCUCCAAUGAAGGUGAAGCUUCAUGACUCUGCUACUCUGUCCUGCUCUGGGAGAUGUUCUGGUUUGGUCAGAUGGACUGAGUUCAGUAAUCGCACUGAUGUUCUGGCUGAGUGUGAUCAGACUUCAUGUAGAUCAGUGAAGGAGGGAUAUCAGAUGAUCUAUGAUCAGUACCUGAAGGGGAAUCUCUCUCUCAUCAUCACUGACGCUGAUUUCAGUAAGAGAGGCUCGUACACAUCUGACUGUGAUGGUGAAGAUCUCUGUGAUGUGAAGCUUAAGAUUGAGCCCUUGAACUGUACAGUUCAGAUGGAGCCUGGUGAGACUCUAGUGCUGAUGUUUGACGUAUCAGAUCCAGUGGAGGUGAUUUAUAACAGUACAGUUACGGCUGGACCAUCCAGUGGUCAGAUCUGUACAGUGGGUGGACGGUCACUACAGUGUAAACCUGAAUACACACAGAGAGCAUCACUCACAUCUGCUCUAGAGCUGAGAAACAUGACUCCAUCUGACAGCGGACUUUAUGCUGUAAUGGACAAAAGGAAUGAAGACGUCAUUCACACCUACACAGUGACCGUCCAACUUGUGCAGGACAGCUGGAUAUGGAAGACCACCUAUGAGAAGGGAAAGAGCGAUGGAUAUCAGACGGGAGUGCAGUUUGGAGCACUGGCUGUCGGAGUUGCAUCUCUGUUCAUCAUGUUUGGAGUAUUCUUUCUUGGUGUGGUUGCUGCGCCGUGGGUGCAUCCUCAGAUGGACAGCUGUGUCCAGAUGCCCAGAAGUAAUGAUUCCUCAUACAGGAGUCAAUGCAAGGAGAAGGAAAGGGGUCAGAUGUUCAUAUGAUGUCAGCCAGAGUUAAGAAGAAUAAGCAGCUUCUACUGCCUUGAACAAGUUUUUGUUUUUUUAUGGAUUUUUUGAAGCUCUGAAAAGCAGAAAACAAAGGGAAGGUGUGGGACGCUUGCUUUGACCCUCAGUCACACGGACUGUCUUCAUGUUGAAACAUCUGGUCUGGUUCCUUGGACAUCAGCUCCUCCAGCCACUCCUCUCUGGUAGAAGAUUCAGCACCAUCAAAGCCAGCACAGCCAGCUUCUUCUCCCAAAACUCUCAUUAACCACAGUGGACAGUUUAACCUUGCAGACCCCUCUAACUGUGGCCCACUGUUCAACUCCUCUGCACCGUAACGCGCCUCUCCACUGCACCACUAUACAUGUAAACAAGGGUGAAAUGAGUUCAGAGUUUAGCGUCUCACAGGGUAUGUAGAGAACUAACUUGACUUUUUUUACUUUAUUCUUGAAAGAUUUGUAAGGUUUAAAAAUCGCGGGGCGAGUUAGGGACCUUACUUGACUUAAAAUUUAUAUUAAUCAUUUUUCUAAAGUAUUUCAAAGAACGAGUUUGUUUGUGUAUAACAUGUAAAACAUUCUAAACUUUUUUUUAAACCUCUGACAAUGUAGCACAAAGCCCAGUGGCCUUUAAAAAUGAAAAAUGUUACAGAAAACAGGGUCAAAAGUACAAAACCCUCAUCAUGGAUGGAAGUUCUGUCCACCGUCUGGUACCGUCUCUAUGAGGAAAGCACUUUUAAGAAUGUCUUGAUGUUUUUUAUGGUAUAACCAUAUUGGCUAUUACUGUUGAUCAGUAUUUUCCGCUCUUGAAAAUCCGUAUCAGUGAUUUAUUAUCAUAUCGGUCAGGUAAUAAUUCUCACUGUGACUCCUUUGGGUUUAUGAGCUCCAGCUUUGUGCCUUUAUCCAGCAUUCCAGCUGAUUCACUGUUCCAAAGUCUACAAAUGCACUGCAGCUGCUGUGUCGCUGUUUCUGACAUGUUAGUAUUGAUUUUUAGUAUUAUGUUCUGCAUAUGACUGCAGAGACCGCUGGACGUGUGUCUAGUGUCUGCUCAUUGUUUGCCAAAGCUCUGACCGCUGCACUGCUUUAGUGUCCGUUGCUUUGAUGCCUGUUCAGGUUGUUACAGUAAAGUGACGUUGGUACAUUCAUUGCUGUUAUUCCUCUUUACACUGAUUUAAUAGAGCUCUUGUUAAAAUGAGCAGGAUGCUCAAGUUUUGACUGAUGAGACUGAAUUUGCACUUUUUCCUGAAGAUUGUUCCGUCCGUUUCAGCCACUUGAUGGUGGUGGUGGUUUCAGUGGUGCUGAGGACAGAAAUCUCAAUCACAACAACACUGAUGCAGCAGUCUUCCACCUCUGCCAAACUCAGGAGCCCAUGCUGUGAUAUGCUGUAGAUGGAAGUCUCAGGACAAUCUUGCAGGAGUUUAUUAGAUUGAUCGAUUUAUUAGUUGUUAAAGCUGCACCAUCAGAGAGCACAGCAGUAACAGAACAUCACAAAACAGCUGUACAGUCAUUGUAAACGGUUUGGUAACAGGUGAAAUCUCCGUGUUUAGCUCUUUCAGUUUUUUAGCUUGUCUUAAUUUCUAAAUGCAGUUUUCUAAUUUUCUGUUUUUGCGCUGAAGGUCUGGUUUAUUACUUGUUUACAUCAGGUACCUUCUUCAUAAGGACAGUGAAGAAAAAAAACAUCCUAAUAUUUUCCAUCAUUCCACAGAAGCUCAGAAGACUCGUGUCGGUUCUCUGGUGGUUCUGGAUGGUAAAUAAAGUGUCUCUAUCUGUGUUGUAGUCAAGGCGACGCCUGGUUCCCAUCACCACCACUGUAAAACAGAUGAUUUGGGAUCAUGUGACACUGAUGAAUCAUUUAUCAAAUAAAGUUUACCUACUAA
Molecule: messenger RNA, 3538 nt
Organism: Pygocentrus nattereri (red-bellied piranha)
Lineage: Eukaryota; Metazoa; Chordata; Actinopteri; Characiformes; Serrasalmidae
Exons: 4
Coding region: 763-1665 (300 amino acids)
Source: RefSeq, a predicted model, not a curated record